AUGAAGCACGCGGACGACCAACACUACGAUGAGGACUCACUACAUUCACAUCGGUUGUCUGAAACAGAUCGGCUACUCCAGAUACACGAGGAGUGCCUGAAGACUUCGGCGUUUUCAUCAAUCGACGAACACCCGUCAGCGGAGUCUUCGAAAAAGUUCGCUUCGUACUACGUGGUGUCGACGAUGCACUUUGCUUCGCAGAUGACGCUCGUGGACGACCAACACUACGAUGAGGACUCACUACAUUCACAUCGGUUGUCUGGAACAGAUCGGCUACUCCAGAUACACGAGGAGUGCCUGAAGACUUCGGCGUCUUCAUCAAUCGACGAACACCCGUCAGCGGAGUCUUCGAAACAGUUCGCUUCGUACUACGUGGUGUCGACGAUGCACUUCGCUUCGCAGAUGACGCUCGUGGACGACCAACACUACGAUGAGGACUCACUACAUUCACAUCGGUUGUCUGGAACAGAUCGGCUACUCCAGAUACACGAGGAGUGCCUGAAGACUUCGGCGUCUUCAUCAAUCGACGAACACCCGUCAGCGGAGUCUUCGAAACAGUUCGCUUCGUACUACGUGGUGUCGACGAUGCACUUCGCUUCGCAGAUGACGCUCGUGGACGACCAACACUACGAUGAGGACUCACUACAUUCACAUCGGUUGUCUGGAACAGAUCGGCUACUCCAGAUACACGAGGAGUGCCUGAAGACUUCGGCGUCUUCAUCAAUCGACGAACACCCGUCAGCGGAGUCUUCGAAACAGUUCGCUUCGUACUACGUGGUGUCGACGAUGCACUUCGCUUCGCAGAUGACGCUCGUGGACGACCAACACUACGAUGAGGACUCACUACAUUCACAUCGGUUGUCUGGAACAGAUCGGCUACUCCAGAUACACGAGGAGUGCCUGAAGACUUCGGCGUCUUCAUCAAUCGACGAACACCCGUCAGCGGAGUCUUCGAAACAGUUCGCUUCGUACUACGUGGUGUCGACGAUGCACUUCGCUUCGCAGAUGACGCUCGUGGACGACCAACACUACGAUGAGGACUCACUACAUUCACAUCGGUUGUCUGGAACAGAUCGGCUACUCCAGAUACACGAGGAGUGCCUGAAGACUUCGGCGUCUUCAUCAAUCGACGAACACCCGUCAGCGGAGUCUUCGAAACAGUUCGCUUCGUACUACGUGGUGUCGACGAUGCACUUCGCUUCGCAGAUGACGCUCGUGGACGACCAACACUACGAUGAGGACUCACUACAUUCACAUCGGUUGUCUGGAACAGAUCGGCUACUCCAGAUACACGAGGAGUGCCUGAAGACUUCGGCGUCUUCAUCAAUCGACGAACACCCGUCAGCGGAGUCUUCGAAACAGUUCGCUUCGUACUACGUGGUGUCGACGAUGCACUUCGCUUCGCAGAUGACGCUCGUGGACGACCAACACUACGAUGAGGACUCACUACAUUCACAUCGGUUGUCUGGAACAGAUCGGCUACUCCAGAUACACGAGGAGUGCCUGAAGACUUCGGCGUCUUCAUCAAUCGACGAACACCCGUCAGCGGAGUCUUCGAAACAGUUCGCUUCGUACUACGUGGUGUCGACGAUGCACUUCGCUUCGCAGAUGACGCUCGUGGACGACCAACACUACGAUGAGGACUCACUACAUUCACAUCGGUUGUCUGGAACAGAUCGGCUACUCCAGAUACACGAGGAGUGCCUGAAGACUUCGGCGUCUUCAUCAAUCGACGAACACCCGUCAGCGGAGUCUUCGAAACAGUUCGCUUCGUACUACGUGGUGUCGACGAUGCACUUUGCUUCGCAGAUGACGCUCGUGGACGACCAACACUACGAUGAGGACUCACUACAUUCACAUCGGUUGUCUGGAACAGAUCGGCUACUCCAGAUACACGAGGAGUGCCUGAAGACUUCGGCGUCUUCAUCAAUCGACGAACACCCGUCAGCGGAGUCUUCGAAACAGUUCUCUUCGUACUACGUGGUGUCGACGAUGCACUUCGCUUCGUAG
Molecule: messenger RNA, 2010 nt
Organism: Opisthorchis viverrini
Lineage: Eukaryota; Metazoa; Platyhelminthes; Trematoda; Opisthorchiida; Opisthorchiidae
Exons: 1
Coding region: 1-2010 (669 amino acids)
Source: RefSeq, a predicted model, not a curated record